Molecule: messenger RNA, 2222 nt
Organism: Anguilla rostrata (American eel)
Lineage: Eukaryota; Metazoa; Chordata; Actinopteri; Anguilliformes; Anguillidae
Product: C-X-C chemokine receptor type 3-like
Exons: 4
Coding region: 417-1514 (365 amino acids)
Biological process (GO): regulation of leukocyte migration; G protein-coupled receptor signaling pathway; cell chemotaxis
Cellular component (GO): membrane; external side of plasma membrane
Molecular function (GO): C-X-C chemokine receptor activity; C-C chemokine receptor activity; C-C chemokine binding
Source: RefSeq, a predicted model, not a curated record
CACAGCAUGUAUCCAAAACUCACUGGCUUUAAAUGCACAAUUUUUCACUCAAAUUCCUUCCACUGUAUUUUACAGCAAUGACAUUUAGGAGAAGGGGUUGUGCAUGAGACGUGGAAGGAAAUAGCCUACCAGAGAUUUGCGCAUAAUGUUAGGUACCGAGAAGUGCGCAUAAAAAGUGUCUAGUUUUCGAACACACCGCCCCUCACCUUGCCACCUUUUCUCUAGCGCCCUGCCCUCUCUUUGAAGAAAGUCUGAUUGCUCGAAAUGUUUUUUUUACAAGACGAUUGGAGUCCGUUUAAUAAAAACAUGGUGAAGAUGCAGAGGAAAACCUCGUCAUUCUUUUAAAAAAAAGACAGAAAGCCCCAGCCCUGUCCUCAGUCAGGAGGUUGAUAGUUCAAGAGGGCGUGGACACAAAGAUGACAUUCACCACGGAGGACAUUUCGUCGUUCUUCGACGAGUAUACGAACUACGAAGACUACAACGACACCGAGGGCGACACGUGCUGCGUGGGUGGCGUGUGCACGCAGCACAGCACCAUGCGCUUUGAGGCGGUGUUCGUGCCCGCGCUGUACUCCGUGCUGCUGGUUCUGGGCCUGCUGGGGAACGGGCUGGUCCUGGCGGUGCUGGCGCAGCUCCGGAGGGGGUGGAGCGUGACCGACACCUUCAUCCUGCACCUGGCGGUGGCCGACACCCUGCUCCUGCUCACGCUGCCCUUCUGGGCGAAGCAGGCCGCCAGCGGGUGGAGCUUCGGCACGCCCGUGUGCAAGAUGGCCGGGGCGCUCUUCCAGAUUAACUUCUACUGUGGGAUCUUCCUGCUGGCAUGUAUCAGUCUGGACCGCUACCUGUCCAUCGUCCACGCCGUUCAGAUGUACUCACGCAAGAAGCCCUGGCUGGUGCAGACCAGCUGCCUGUGCGUGUGGGUCUUCUGCCUGCUGCUGUCCAUCCCGGACUGGGUCUUCCUGCAGGCGGUGGCGGACGCGCGGAGGGACGACAGGGUGGAGUGCGUGCACGUCUACACGCUGUACUACGACAGCUCCAAGGACUGGCGCCUGGGCUCCCGGCUCCUCUACCACACCGUGGGCUUCCUCCUCCCCUCCGCCAUCAUGGUCGUCUGCUACUCCUGCAUCCUGUUCCGUCUCCACCGGGGCAGCCAGGGCCAGCAGAAGCAGAAGGCCAUCCGGGUGAUCCUGGCGCUGGUGGCGGCCUUCUUCGUCAGCUGGACGCCGUACAACGUGACGCUGAUGGUGGACACGCUGCACGACAGGGAGGCCAUCGAGGACACGUGCGGCACCCGCACCGCCCUGGACGUCUCCCGGGCCGUCACCUCCGCCCUGGGCUACAUGCACUGCUGCCUGAACCCGGUGCUCUACGCCUUCGUGGGCGUCAAGUUCCGCCGCCACCUGGUGAGGAUGCUGAAGGUGCUGGGCUGCAAGCUGAAGGGGCAGGUCCGCUCGGGCUCGCGCCGCAGCUCCGUCUGGUCCCAGUCCGGGCACACCUCCACCUCGGGGUUCUGAGGACGCCUGUGUGCGGCGUCGCCGCGCGCCCGCGGGUUAGCGACGGCUGCGUUUUUUUGUGGGGACCGGGCCUGGUUUGCCGGCUGCCAGACGGGGUUCUGCUGUUUAUAAACUGAAUUUUAUUCAGUAUGUAUGCAGCGGUACAAUAUAUAAUUGGAUCAUGCGAAAGAAAUACAAAGAAUAUUAAAGGACGUGAAAAUAUACAAAUAAUAAUGGUGAUGAUAAUGAUAAUAUUGAUAAUAAUAAUAAUAGUCAUAAUAAUAAUGAUGAUGAUGAUAAUAAUAAUAAUGAUAAUAAUAAUAAUAAUAAUAAUAAUAAUAAUAAUAAUAAUAAUGACAACAACAAUAAUAAUAAUAAUAAUGACAACAACAAUAAUAAUCAUAAUCAUAGUAUCAUUGUUGAUACAGAAAUUAUGGAACAGUUUUAUUUGCUCUAGUUGCUUCUGAAAAUUUUUUUUUAAAAAGCUUUAUUUUUUAUAUAUAUUUUGUUUACUUUGUCAUUUUAUCAGGUUCAACAUAUAAAUCUCUGAUUAUAAACUUAUAACGUUGAAACAAAUACAGGUUCAGUUCUUUGUAAAUACUAUUUUGGCAGUUGAAUCAAGUGUUUUUUGUGUUUUUUUAUAUUUUUAUAUAAGUUUUUUAUACUGUUUUUAUAUGUUCAUACUAAACCUUUCAGCAUUCUAAUAAAGAAGUUCUGUUCAUUAUUUUA